Molecule: messenger RNA, 1882 nt
Organism: Coregonus clupeaformis (lake whitefish)
Lineage: Eukaryota; Metazoa; Chordata; Actinopteri; Salmoniformes; Salmonidae
Gene: pyroxd2
Product: pyridine nucleotide-disulphide oxidoreductase domain 2
Exons: 16
Coding region: 78-1811 (577 amino acids)
Molecular function (GO): oxidoreductase activity
Source: RefSeq, a predicted model, not a curated record
UUCAGUUCGGGCUACAGAGUUGCGUGGAGCAACGAAGAAAAACAAGUAAUACAGGAAAAGUUACGUCCAAGUUUGUCAUGGCUGCGACGGUGUGGACAGGCCGAACUCGGCAGGCAGUGACAGCCCUGGGGACCGUGACAAGAGCCAGUCACUCCGCUGUCAAGUCCCACUACGACGCGGUGAUCAUCGGAGGAGGUCACAAUGGACUGGUAGCGGCAGCCUAUCUGCAGAAGGGUGGGCUGAAGACAGCAGUUCUGGAACGCAGACAUGUUCUGGGAGGGGCGGCAGUGUCGGAGGAAAUCAUCCCAGGUUUCCAUUUCUCCAGGUGUUCCUAUCUCCUCAGCCUGCUCAGACCACACAUCUUCAGAGAGCUGGAGCUCAAGAAACAUGGACUGAAGGUGUACAUGCGGGACCCCCAUGCCUUCACCCCCAUGUUAGAGGAGGGGGUAGGGGGUCUCCCCCCUCGGUCUCUACUGCUGGGCUCAGACCUGGCCAUGAACCAGAGGGAGAUCGGCAAGUUCUCUGAGACAGACGCCAAGGCGUACCCAGAGUUUAUAACCCACCUGGAUAAGUUAGCGGUGGCCAUCCACCCCCUCCUGGACUCGCCCCCAGUAGACAUCGCAGGGUUAACCGGGGGGCCCCUGAGGAAGAGGAUGGCAGCACUGAGGAGUGCCUUGCCCCUCGUCCAAUGUGGUCUGAAACUUGGCAAGAACAUUCCAGACUUCUAUGAGAUCAUAACUGCACCAAUAAUGAAGAUCCUGAACCGUUGGUUUGAGUCUGAGCCUCUUAAAGCCACACUGGCUACAGAUGCUGUGAUAGGAGCUAUGACCAGCCCUAACAGCCCGGGCAGUGGGUAUGUCCUCCUUCAUCAUGUGAUGGGGGAGCUGGAGAAGGAGAAGGGAGCGUGGGGUUAUGUGGAGGGGGGCAUGGGAGGGGUGUCCAAGGCCAUCGCUAGCUCCGCCCGCUCCCACGGAGCAGACAUCUUUACUGAACAGGAUGUGCAUCAGGUCCUGGUAGGGUCAGAUGGCAGUGCCAAGGGGGUGGUCCUGAAGGAUGGCACAGAGAUCCACAGCAGAGUGGUACUGUCCAACGCUACACCCUACGUCACAUUUAAAACACUCACCCCUCAGAGUGCUCUUUCUCCAGCAUUCAUCAAAGCUGUAGAUCAGAUAGACUACACCUCCCCUGUCACUAAGAUUAAUGUGGCAGUGGAUAAGCUUCCUGACUUCCUAGCGGCCCCCACACCAGACGGCAAGCCUGGACCACACCACCAGUGUUCCAUCCACCUUAACUGUGAGAGUGUGGAGGUGUUACAGACAGCCUACAAAGACUGCAAGGAGGGACGGCCCUCGUCCAGGCCCAUGAUCGAGAUGACCAUUCCAUCGGUGUUGGACCCAACACUGGCGCCCCCUGGAAGUCAUGUGGUGUCGCUGUUCACCCAGUUUACUCCAUAUCGUCUGGAGGGAGGGAGAGCGUGGACAGAACAGGACAGAGAGGCCUUCGCAGACUCAGCAUUUAGCUGGAUUGAGCAGUAUGCCCCUGGGUUCAAAUCCUCCAUCGUUGGCAAAGACGUCCUGACUCCCCCUGACCUGGAGAGGAUAUUUGGCCUAACUGGAGGGAAUAUCUUCCACGGAGCAAUGUCAUUGGAUCAGCUCUACCUCGCUCGACCUCUGCCCUCCCUUUCAGACUACCGUUCACCAAUCAAAGGGCUUUAUCUUUGUGGCAGCGGCUCCCAUCCAGGUGGUGGAGUGAUGGGGUCUCCAGGGUGGAAUGCUGCUCUGGCUGCCAUGGCUGACCUGAAAUGUGGCUGAAACCUUAACCCGCUCUGGUGGGAUGAUGGGCGGGAGAGAUAGAUGGAGGGAGGGAGGGAGAGAUGGAUGGA